GGACCGUUAAUGACUUUGCUGAAAAAAUUCGAACAUCGAGUUGAGAGGGUCUGUAUUGUCGAUAAGCCAGUCGAUUAUCCUUUUUUACCGGACAGCUUUUUCUCAUACAUGGCUAAGAAAAUGCCUAAAUUGCAGUUUAUUUACCUUCGACAAAUAGACUUGGAGAAAAUUAAUAGAGGUACAGUCGUUGAGCUUGCCCAGCACGGAGCACUGAAGAAAGUUAUUGUACACGGGUGUCGAAACUACGAAGUACUUCAAGAUUUCCAAAAUCUUCCUCAACUGCUAGUCGUGAAAGGAGAAAUUGUUGGAUUAAAGGCGAUGCUCGGAGACUUAGAUUUUGACGAAUGUGAGGCAGCUACUUUUUCAAAAACUUUGUCAACAGUUGAGGAGAUGUCUGAAGGCAGCAGCACUCCGACGACCAGUUCCAGUAAUGAUGUAUCUUCGUCAACCAAAUUGGACAGCAGUUGUCCAGCACUUCAGAAUGGUGUUGUAAUUGAGUAA
Messenger RNA from Enterobius vermicularis (human pinworm), 501 nucleotides. The record is from the annotation of a GenBank genome assembly. Lineage: Eukaryota; Metazoa; Nematoda; Chromadorea; Rhabditida; Oxyuridae.